Centropristis striata (black sea bass) is the source of this 6496-nucleotide messenger RNA. RefSeq lists its product as uncharacterized. The coding region runs from base 1080 to 2741 and encodes 553 amino acids. The transcript is spliced from 2 exons. Gene Ontology annotation, molecular function: zinc ion binding; nucleic acid binding. Lineage: Eukaryota; Metazoa; Chordata; Actinopteri; Perciformes; Serranidae. The record is from RefSeq and is a predicted model, not a curated record.
GCCAUGCAUAUGCCUUUUCACAUAACUCUCUGAACAUUUUCACAUGACUUCAUAUCCCUUUUAAUUAAUUUUAUAUCAUUUUCAUGCGAACACAAUCCGCCCUGUUCAUCCUGUAAGAUAACAUGUCACAGUUGCUUCUACUUCUUCUUGCGUAGGAUGCCUGCUAUCUCAAGUCCUCAAGGUUGUAAGGCUGUACCUCCUUGACCAAUACACACACACUCAUUGUAACUCUAUAAAAACUGUUAGCUCUCUUUGUCUGCAGAUUCACUCUGUGCAGACCUUUUUGACUGUACCUUGUGCUCUCCUAAUUGCAAUUAGAAUAAACCUUUUUUGCUUAUACUCCAACGACUCAGUGAUCUUUCCUCCUUAUAACGAUUUUUGCCACUACAGCUUGGUGUCAGAAGUGGGAUCGCCCGAGAGUCCGUCGGGAUCGUCGGGACAUCGGGGAUGGCCACCUGAUCUUCAGGAUCAUCCUCUAACUUCCAGUCAAAAUUCAGAGAAGGGAGGACCGAUGUCCUGGGGUCGACUGGCUGGCUCCGGCGCGAUCCCCAACCGAACCUACACUCUCCUGAUUUUGGUGAGAUGUUGAAUUUCCAUUUUCUAAAAAUUGUAUGAUUACUAAUUCUGAUAAUUUUGGCAGUAAUGAUGAAUUGAAUGACAUUGGUAACGUGGUAUUUCUGAGUCUUUGGAGUAAAGCAUUUAGAAUUGGUCUGGUGUACUUUCCGUUCACUAAAACAAUUUACUGCAGUCUAAGAUUUACUCCUACUAAGACCAGGUUAAAAUCCUGUGAAGUAGCUGAGUGUGGUUUUUAUAUCAAGACCAGGUUAAAAUCCUGUGAGAUAUAAAGUUAUAUUAAGACCAGGUUAAAAUCCUGUGAGAUAUAACACAUGGUUUUUAUAUCAAGACCAGGUUAAAAUCCUGUGAGAUAUAAAGUUAUAUUAAGACCAGGUUAAAGUCCUGUGAGAUAUAACAAAAGCAGUUUGAAAAAUAAAAUAAAAACUAAAUAAAUAAAUUGAAUUAAAUAAAAUAACUGAAACUGAAUAAAAUAAAUAAAUUGAAUAAAAUUGAAUAGGUAAACAAUGGGUUCCCGAUGCAGUAAAGCUGAACAAUGUGAUCCAAACAGUCCGAUAAUACAACAAAUGAAAAAGAAAUAUGGCCCUGAAUGUUGUGAAUGCUUGCCAUAUUGGAUAAAAAAAUACAGGUUCCCCAAAGGGGGAUCCCUGAGCAAAAAUCAGUUGGAACAAUUACGAACAAAUUUACAGACAGCAAAAGAUGAGUUGAUGAAAAAAGGCAAAGUUAAAACUGAAAAAAUCAAAGAACUUGAGAAACAUGUGGAAUGUCUGAAUGUGUGGGAGGAUGAAUGUGAGCACAGGGAAAGAAAGCAGGGCUUUAAAACCAUGACACUGUUAAAAGCUGAAGAGGAAUCACAAACAGAUAAAGUUGCAAAAUCAAAGAUUAAAUCCAAGUCUUCUCUGUAUCCUUCUCUAACAGGUCAUGGUGGCGGGCCUCUGAGCAGCGACACUCUCCUCGAUCUGCCCCCCCCCUUCAACCCGCCUGCUGACGCCGCCUCCCCUCAAAGACAGCCUCCUCCAACCCCUCCAGUGACAUCACCACCGACCAGCAGUGCCCCCAGCAGCGCCAGAGACCCACAAUCACCACAGCUGCCUCUGACUUUGACUCCACACCCAGGCCCAAGGCUAGCUCUGUGGGACCCAAACAACCCACUCCCACAGCCUGCCUUCUCCCCAAUCGCUGACCACACUAGGUCCCAUGACAGGAAGGAUGACACCGGCAGGGGAGGAGAAACAUUCACACUCCCAAUGGUCCAAGUGAUGGGACAUGAAGGCGCAGCUGGUUAUGUCUACCGCCCGUGGACUGUAGCCGACCUGCUCCAAGCAGCUGAACACCUCCCUAAAGCCACACAGGGAGGUCAAGUCCUCGGUGACGCAGUGAUGGCCUUUAUCAGAGACUUUACACCAACUUCCAGUGAAAUGGGCCGCGUUAUGAUGAGGAAGCUGUCCGGAGCAGACUUUGCUAAGAUCAGACGACACUUCACUGACCACGUCCAGCCCUCCACCAUUGACUGGCAGACUGCUGCAGAUGGUGAUGGCAGAAAUGCACAGGAUGUUGCAUACAGACGAUGGAUGGAAGGCCUCGUUACAAGCAUCAAAGAAGCUUUCCCUCUUCACAGCGAUCUCUCCAAGGUCAACGCCUGCACCCAGAAAGCUGAUGAGACCCCUGAAGACUAUGUCCACCGACUGCAACAAGUGUUUGAUGACCACAGUGGCAUCCCUAAACCACGUAACUUCCCAGGGGACCAGAUGUCAGCAUAUGAGAGCCUCCUGAAGCAGCAGCUCCUGAAUGGACUUUCAACAGAUGUCUGCCUGGCUGUGAAAGAUUCCUGCAUUGGUCAUAAUGAGUCCUCUGUCCGACUGGCCGACGUGGUAAGACAUGCUAACCACGCCUACAAGCGCUUGCAGGAAAAGACUGAAGCUGAGAAGAAGACAAGGAAAGAUACUGCCCAUCGAGCCCAGCUGCAGCUUCUCCACCAGCAGACCCAGCAACCACAACGUGGACGUGGCCACUACGACCCCAACAUCUGCUUUAACUGUGGUGGGACUGGACAUUGGGCUAGAGACUGUCCCUAUCCCAAAGCCAACCGUGGGCGCGGACGCGGAGGACAUGGGGGACCGCCUGGAGGCGACGGUGGACACCUGAGCCAGACACAGGCCUCAGACUGACCGUCCGGGGGUAAGGUGGAAGGGGGAGGUGCCCGCUGACCAGACGCCCAGCCAACCUGCUCCACAAAAGGGAAGUGAAAACAUGCAGACGUGCACGCUUACACCGCAGCAACAACACAAGAUAUUGACAAAUGCUAUCACUCAUUUAGAGAAAAAAAAAAUAUAUAUAUACAAAGUACAUAUGUUGGUACAUAUGUACAUCUUACUGAUGAUAGUGUGCAAGAAUUACCUACUAUGACUUUUGAAGUCCAAGGCCAAAAUGUUGAUUUCAUUGUUGACUCAGGUGCUACUCACUCUGUUUUAAAAAAAAUCUGUGUUUCCACACAUAAGGUAUAGUGGCAGAAACAUAAUUUUCCAUUGGUGCAUGUGGUAACAGGAUCAGAGAACAGUUCACCAUUCCCAUUUCAUGUGUACAUCCUGUACCUUUAACCAAAAUUAAACACUCUUUUCUCUUCUCUGCUGUCUGUCCUUUCAAUCUGAUGGGACGAGACCUGAUGAUGACUCUGGGAGUGGACCUCAUCUCGACACCAGAUGGCGUUAAAGCCGUGCGGAGAGGCUCCUCCACCUCCCCCCUGCAAAGUGACCCCGUGGUAACGUACCAAUCAGCCAGUUGGCUACCUGAAAACCUGCUCUAUGUUUACCAAUGGAAAAUUCCUAUUGAUGUAGCACAGCCACUGACAGCACGUGCACGUGCACUGGUUAACCCGGCUUCGCAGUUUUUGCGGGCUGAGGCUCUCCACUGCACGUCACACGUGGCUCGUGACCAUGACCUCGACUUUGAACACAUUUUCUUUGCUGACGUCAAUGACAACCUCAUGACUGACACCCUCUACUGGUCGCAGACGAGAUGUGCACUCUCAGUGACGUUGACUGACGAACAGUUACCCUUUUACCAUGUACCAGGUUCACAUCCACACAUUUCACUCUACAAACCAAAUUCUGACCAAUGGAGAGACUUGGGCCCAUGGGUAAAUUUUUGUGCAACUUUUUCCGAUUGGACACAAACUCCUGACCCUGCUGUGAUGUAUUCAUCAAAAGGGGGGGUUUACAAAUAAUUUUGCAAACUCAGUUUCCCCUGCCUCAGAUCAGUGCAUGUACUGAUUGGUGCAGACAGGGUGGAAGGGGAAACUGCUGUGUUACUGUCUGCUACUGAGGUUCACCCUGCCUUAAAGGAAGUCUCUGACUCCUUAUGAGCGAAUGGCAAAUAUGAUGUAGGCCUGAUUAAAAACUGUGAACCUGUUGUUGUUACACCUAAAUCUGAUUACAGGCCCUUUGGAAGCAUAGGGGCUUCCUGAAGAGUGAUGGAGAGCCCAUCCUACAUCACUCUCUCAUUGCUGACCUCCUAGAAGCUGUUUUGUGUGUUGCUGUGUGUAAAUGUGCUGCUCACACUAACUCCUUUGACCCUGGUUCCACAGGAAAUGCACGAGCAGGCUGCGUCUCUUCUUCUGCUCCCCCAGCAGGCACACACACACACACACUCUCUCAGCUCCCUCUCUGUCCCCGACUCACUCUCUGCAGUACAGACUCUAGCCUCUCCUUCUGACGAGAAGCAGUGGCAGUCUGUUUCCCCAUUAUGUUGACACAUGGUCUUGACCAUGUGUCAAAGGGGGGGGAUGCAGGUUAUGAUUGAUCAACAUUGGUUCACUAAAGGUUUUUCAACCUAUGCUCAAAAACAUUGCCAAGCCUGUGUCAUUUGUGCCUACCACCUGGCCAGUGGUGGCGCUGUUGGGUGUGAGAACGGGACAUUGAAGAACAAAUUGGCCAAAUGUUGUGAAGACACAGGCCUCAAAUGGACACAAGCACUCCCUCUAGUGCUUGUGUACAUGAGGAUGCGCAAGCGACCUAAUGCUAACCUCAGCCCUUAUGAGAUUCUUUUUGCAGCUCCUCCCUUUGUAGGUGUGGACGCCCCGAAGUUUCCAGCUCCAUCUACCACACUGUGUGAAGAUGCUAUGCUAAUGUAUUGUGCUAACCUAACCAAACACCUUGCAGACAUUAGGAGACAGGUGACUGCUGCCCUUCCAACUCCAGCCACCAGUCCUAUCCAUCAGCUCCACCCUGGUGAUUAUGUGGUGGUGAAAGACUUCAGGCGAAAGUCCUGAAAGCAUAAGAGGUGGCAGGGCCCAUUCCAGGUCCUGCUGACAACCCAUACGGCCGUGAAAGUUGCUGAGAGGGCCACCUGGAUCCACGCAAGCCUCCAACUUUAAGGUCCCGCCUCCUCCGGACCCUCUGCAAGCCAAGGUUGAGGCGUGCCAAGCCUCCAACUUUAGGGUGAGGUGAAAUAGCGCUCCCCUGCGACAAGAUCAGCCAGAGGUGUAACAAGCGCUCUGACUGCAACACGUGGUGCCAAGCCACUAGUCUAGGCUCUGUCUCUCCCCCCUCUCUCUUCUGUCCACAGAUUUACACACCAACACACUGGACUCUGACACACGGUGUUGAGAGUGUUGUGACUAGCAGGUUGGUUUAGCAACCUGUGACAUCACAAGUGCCAGUCCCAGGCAUACGCAGUUACACUGCUCUCACACCCUACCAUAGUUUUUCCCCUGCGACACCUGAAGAGAGGACCCGGACACACGGUGUUGAGAGUGUUGUGGCUAGCAGGUUGGCUUAGCAACCUGUGACGUCACAAGUGCCAGUCCCAGGCAUACGCAGUUACACUGCUCUCACACCCCACCAUAGUUUCCUUUUGCGACACCUACGGCGUAGGACAGGUGACACAUUUUUUCUUGUUGUCUUGACUUUCUCUUUAGGUUUUGUUUUCAUUUGUCUUUCGUUUAUUGCUUUCUUCCUGAUUCUUAAAGCCCUUAACCUUUAGGCUAUGGAGCGCCACCACCCCUGGCAUCCCUUUCGUGCCCCUGGCCUUUGUGGCCUCCGUGGUACUGUCUGUUGCUUUGCCUGUUCGCUUUCCUUAUAGUGUUCCAAUUCUUCCUGUUUGUUACUUGUGUUGUCCCCCUGCUUAAAGGCUUUGUUUCCUCCAUGUUCACUACUCAGCUCCUUAGGAAUGAACUCAUUCCCUUGCCUGACCCCACCCCACUUCCUCCUGCUUUCCAGUCUGCCCUUGCCUCUGAUGACACUUCUCUGAAUCCUCUUUUGACUCUGACUCUGAUGUUAAUAAUGAUGCUGAUAUGUAGGUUGACUUUAUGCCCCACUGUGCUUUGUUCAUGACACGAGAAGACUGUCCUCCUUAAAAAACAAAAAACAAAAAAAAAAACAGCGUUGCUCUGUCCCUUGAGUCUAUUUCACUGCCAUUAUUGAUGAUGAUUGGUCUUAAACCAGUGUGGAAUGUUCAGUCUGAUACUGUUUAAUGGUGAUUCUUUUGUACAUUCCUUCAUGGGUUUUUUGUUUUCCUUGUUGGUUGUGUUUGAUCUUCUCUCUAGUUGAUCCUUACGGAUCAAAAGGGGGAAAUGUUGUGACAAAGUGCCAUGCAUAUGCCUUUUCACAUAACUCUCUGAACAUUUUCACAUGACUUCAUAUCCCUUUUAAUUAAUUUUAUAUCAUUUUCAUGCGAACACAAUCCGCCCUGUUCAUCCUGUAAGAUAACAUGUCACAGUUGCUUCUACUUCUUCUUGCGUAGGAUGCCUGCUAUCUCAAGUCCUCAAGGUUGUAAGGCUGUACCUCCUUGACCAAUACACACACACUCAUUGUAACUCUAUAAAAACUGUUAGCUCUCUUUGUCUGCAGAUUCACUCUGUGCAGACCUUUUUGACUGUACCUUGUGCUCUCCUAAUUGCAAUUAGAAUAAACCUUUUUUGCUUAUA